Messenger RNA from Puccinia triticina, 1986 nucleotides. RefSeq lists its product as uncharacterized. Bases 1 to 1986 code for a protein of 661 amino acids. NCBI's taxonomy places the organism in Eukaryota, Fungi, Basidiomycota, Pucciniomycetes, Pucciniales, Pucciniaceae. The record is from RefSeq and is a predicted model, not a curated record. The transcript has 9 exons.
AUGUGCUCACCUCAGACAGUCUACUUGCACGAGUCAAUCGAAACCAUUGAUCCGGAAGACUUUUUCGACGUCUUAAUAAUUGGUGCAGGACCUCACGCACUUGGUUUGGCAGCACGAUUGAGGGAACCUCGUCCAGCAGCGCUUUACACGGAUAUAGAGCACUCCAGAUUAGCAUUCCUGCAGCGACCGGAUGCCGUCAAGCUGCCCCGUCAACCGAAAAAACCUUAUAACCUUCGAGCUCCCAAUCCCAUCAAGCUUAGAGAGCAAGCGGGAAAUCAUUUUGAUGACGAUUCUUUUCCGCGAUUAUUGGCACUGGAUGGAAGCUCCCCAGAAUGGCUGGGACGAUGGAACGGUUUCUUCCACCAUCUCGAUAUCCCACAUCUAAGAAGCCCCAUGUUUUUUCAUCCAUCUCCUGCGGAUGUGGAUGGGUUGGAGGCAUUCGCUCGAAGGAUGGAUCGCGAGAAGGAAUGUGUAGAUUCAGGCGGAGUAGAGGAUGUCCUACCUACUGUGGGUCAAUCAAAAAGAGGUGGAGAUAAGAUACGCAAAAGGGCAACUAGAAAAAAAGGUUGUUUAAAGUCUUCGCUUGGCGCUGAAAUAAAUGAACGAGACCGCAGUUCAUACGCGAGACCUAGCUCUGGAGUUUUUAGAGACUUUUGUAAGAAAGAAUUGGUGGAAAGAUAUCAAUUAGAUCCAGUGUUACGACAAGAGACAGUCGAAUCAUUAAGUUUUGGUGAUCUGCACAUUAGGACAGAGGGACGUGGACGUGGGUUCCGGGUGAUGACCAAAGAAGGAAAAAGAUAUGGCGCCAAGUUUGUGGUCAUGUCCAUUGGAGGUCAAGAGUGUCCAGCGAUACCGAAAUGUAUCAGUGAAUGUACUGCCCAACUGGAAAGCUUGACCGCAAAACGUCACGACUCUCAUCAAGGUCCUGGAUGGUGCCACUCCAGAUGUUUUUCUUACGGGGGUACCAAAGAGUUCAAGCAAGCCAUCAAGGCGAGUAAAUCAACAAACCAAGGCACCAUUCUCGUGAUCGGUGGAGGACUUACCUCUGCUCAAAUAGCAGAUCUGGCCAUCCGAAAGGGCGCCGCAAGAGUAAUCUUAGUUUGCCGUGGCUACCUGAAAACAAAACAUUACGAUUUCCCAUUGUCUUGGGUGACGAAGUACAGCAACCUGGAAAAGAUGUCGUUUUGGCAAGAGGAUUGUCCGAUGGCACGCUUGAAGAUGGUUCGACAGGCAAGGAAUGGAGGCUCGGUGAAUCCAUCGACUUUGCUUUUGUUGAAAAAACGCAUAGCCGAAGGGACCCUCAGUUUACGCACGCACACAACUGUUACCCAAGCGAUGUGGGACAAAAAUACCGGACGCUGGACUGUUCACUUAGUUCAUCACCCAGAAAAAGCUGCCGAUCCUGUGGAGAAACCCAAGCCCGAGAUCCUUGAGGAUGUGACAUUUAUUGUAGCUUCGACGGGCGGAAAGUUGGAUUUCGGCUCUAUUCCGUUCCUUUCUCCGUUGCUGCACCCCGAGCACGAUCAAGGCAAACAAGACGACCACCCGUCAAACAAAAAAACGGCCAAUGUACCAGGAAUAAUUGAAGGUCUUCCUUUACUGACGGAAGACCUUCAGUGGGGGAAAGAACUUCCUUUGUUUGUGAUGGGCGCAUAUGCUGCAUUGGAGUUAGGUCCAGAUGCUGCAAACCUCAGUGGAUCAAGGGGCGGAGCCGAACGGAUUGGAUCAAAAAGCACGAGUAAGCCGAUCUUGUCACCGGAACCACCGGCCGACAGCUCACCUGAAAUUGAAUCGACACUGAAAGAAUCUGAAGUACCUACCGCCGUGAAAGGAGUAAUCGAACAUCAUAUGCCCGACAUUUUCCCGGAAAAACCCCCGAGUUGUUCAACUAAGCGAGGUCGAUGUGCUUUCAAAAUGGGUGCUCGAGAGCGGAGAGCCGGAAAUGUCGGUGGCUGGUAUGCUGGAUUGGAAGAAGUUGUGCUUUGA